AUGUCACAACCGACCGUCACGGUCAAAGAUCCCUCUGCAGUACGAAAGCGCAGAAGACGUGCUCCUGCUGGUGGCGCUUCUGAUGAUUGUUUCUCUUGCUCCAAGAAGAACAUCAAGUGUGACCGUAGAAGACCAUACUGCUCUCAGUGUCUCGAGGUUGGCAGUGAAUGUUCUGGUUAUAAAACACAACUUACUUGGGGAGUUGGCGUGGCCAGUCGAGGCAAGCUUCGUGGCUUGUCUCUGCCCAUUGCCAAAGCUCCUCCUGUUACUCGUGAACCUAGGAAGCACUCGACUACAUCAUCAAGAAGCUCUGCCAUUGCUCGUUCAGGGACGGAAGAUGAAGUCAGCCGUAUGCGCCAAGGUCCCAUUGAUAUUCCUGCAGUGACACAAGUCGCUUCUGCACCUACAACACCAUUUGCCAUGGCUGGAUACGACUACCUCUCUAUCCCCCAUCCUGAGCAUGCAGCCCCUAUCCACCAAGGAAACUGGGGUUCGGUCAACUAUUCUCCCGCUCAAGAAACAGCACACAAUCUGCAUCGAUUCCCGGUGCCUCUUGUCACAGAGAACCUCUCAUCUUCUAUCGAUCCCCUUACUCCCGACGUUGGCUAUGUUUCGCCUAUGAGCCAGUCUUAUACUAGAGACGACGUCUCUUAUGUCCACAGCCCGUCCUACAUGUACGACAGCUAUACAACCGGCACUAGCUCUCCUGGCCCUCAGAGCCCCCCAGCAUCCCUCUACGCCGAACACGCAAGGACCUUCGCCCCGACCUCAUGCCCCAGUCUCGCCCAUGCUCCUUCAGAAAUGAGCUCCAGCCUUCACUCGCAUACCGACACCUUUGACUCGCAAAUGGGCAAUAGGAUGGUUCGGGAUUGUGAUUCAUUCGGCGUGCCUGAAGUCGAUACAUAUGGCGCCAGCUACAGCUCGAUGCCGAUCUCCUGGCAGUCUCCAUCGAUGCAAGAUGAAGAUGUUAAAUCUCAUCAUUCGGACUUUGCUCCCUCGGGGUGGCCGACCGCUUCCGAAAACCAUUCUGUUCAUGUGAGCCAGGACCUCAUCUCCAAGAUGCCCUUUUUCAUGGAUUACUACGAGAAUAUCAUGUGUCCCUCCAUGGUCUUUAUCGACGGGCCACACAACCCAUUUCGAGACCAUAUUCUGCGACUAGCUGUAAACAGCCAGAGUUUGAGCCAUGCAAUUUGUGCUCUUGCAUCCUGCAAUCUCCGCAUGAAGAGGAAACUGAGUCUCGGACGUGAUACACGAGAUCUUUCUGAGAAGUUGAUGGCUGACAAACAUGCCGCCGAAGCCAUGGCAGACACUCAGCCCGACGACCUGUCCCUCGCCGAGGAAUACCAACACCGUAACCUGGCUGUGCACCUAUUAAACGAGCAACUAAACGACCGGACUAAAGCAAUUCACGAUUCAGUCCUUGCUACGAUCCUUCUACUAUGUCAUUACCGCAUGGUUGAGUCCGGUAUCGCCAAAUUCCAUACUCAGUUUGCUGGUGUCAGCAAGAUUCUUGCUCUUCGAACUCAGCAUCUUGCAACAUCUAGCAAUUCUGCCUGGAUGGAGGCUAUUUUCAACUACUUUGACGCCAUCUCUGCCAGCAUCAACGAGCGCGAGUCCCAAGUGUAUCCCGGUUUCAGUGGGGUGUCAGACUCUCAACUCUUGCCUGUCGGAGCCGAGAACCUGGUGGGGUGUGACCGCGAGCUCUUCAAAACCAUUAGCAGACUCGGACGCCUGAAUUUACUGUCUCAGAAUCGUUCCGUACGAAAAGCAGCUGCCGCAUAUAGAGCUCAGGAAGUGCCUGAGCGAUCUCCGUCCUUGUCUUACAUCUCCCCACUAGGUCACGCUCGGCGAGAAUCUCUCACAGGGUUUAAUGUGAACGAUCAGAUAGGGGACAUGAGCAAUGCCACUAGCCAUGGUCUCGGUGAUGGGCGAUCAAAUACGGGAGUCAAUGAGGACCGAACCACUGCGCCAACAAGUGCCCCAGCCCCGGCCACGUCCUACGAAGAAGGUCGCUCCUUGUUUUGGCAUGAGUGGAAAGAAGCACGACUGGCUCUACAAAAUUGGAACUUCGAUGCUCCCAGGGUCAGCGCCUCACUUCCUGAGCCCUGUACACAGAGUCAACUACGAGACCUGGAAUCACUCUCCGAGGCUUUCCGCUAUGCCGCCCUGUUAUACACGGAGCGACUAGUGAGCCCAUCGCUACCUUCAGGCCACCAGAGUAUCCAGAGCCUUGUCAGCCAGGUGGUCUAUUACGCGACGAACCUAGAUACAGGAAGUAGCGCCGAGAAGUUUCUACUCUGGCCCCUUUUCGUUGCGGGCUGCGAGUGCGUCAACGAAUUACAGCAAAACAUGGUGCGGUCCAAGUGUCGUGAUAUCAUGUUCCGUUCUGGUUACAUGAACAACUUGGCGGCUCUGGAGGUGCUGGAGAAGUUGUGGGCCCAAGAUUGGGCGGGAGAAGAGCCGUUGAUGUUGGGGACCAGGACCGGGGAUCAACGCGGACCGUUCAACUGGACCAAAUGCAUCGGGGGACCCGGAGUGGAGGUGGAGUGGAUCAUGUUUUGA
Fusarium tjaetaba is the source of this 2562-nucleotide messenger RNA. Its product is annotated as acriflavine sensitivity control ACR-2. Gene Ontology annotation, molecular function: DNA-binding transcription factor activity, RNA polymerase II-specific; zinc ion binding. Gene Ontology annotation, biological process: regulation of DNA-templated transcription. The record is from RefSeq and is a predicted model, not a curated record. The transcript is spliced from 2 exons. NCBI's taxonomy places the organism in Eukaryota, Fungi, Ascomycota, Sordariomycetes, Hypocreales, Nectriaceae. The coding region runs from base 1 to 2562 and encodes 853 amino acids.